Oryza brachyantha (malo sina) is the source of this 4880-nucleotide messenger RNA. RefSeq lists its product as uncharacterized. The record is from RefSeq and is a predicted model, not a curated record. Gene Ontology annotation, cellular component: cytoplasm; actin cytoskeleton. Lineage: Eukaryota; Viridiplantae; Streptophyta; Magnoliopsida; Poales; Poaceae. Bases 95 to 4465 code for a protein of 1456 amino acids. Gene Ontology annotation, molecular function: actin filament binding; hydrolase activity, hydrolyzing O-glycosyl compounds. The transcript is spliced from 19 exons. Gene Ontology annotation, biological process: cell migration; carbohydrate metabolic process; actin filament bundle assembly.
GUGCCCUCUCAGCUCCGAUCCUUAGCCAUCAUCGUCGUCUCCCUUCUUCGAUCGUCUGGCUGAAGCUGCGAGAGGAGGAUAUAAAUCAUCGAUCAUGGUGACGCUGAGCAGCUCGGCACCGCCGCCGCCGGUGCCGCCCAUCCGGUCGGUGAACCUCGGCGGCUGGCUCGUGACAGAGGGCUGGAUGCUGCCCUCCCUCUUCGACGGCAUCCCCAACAACGACCUCCUCGAUGGAACCCAGCUCCAGUUUAAGUCGGCGGUCCACAACACGUACCUGACCGCCGAGCAUGGCGGCGGCGGCAGCGCCGUCGCGGCGAACCGUGCGACUGCGUCCGACUGGGAGACCUUCAGGCUAUGGAGGAUCGACGAGAACACGUUCAACCUCAAGGCAUUCGACGACGACGACGACGCCGCGGUGCGCUUCGUCGGCGUCGACGGCAAUGGCGAGCUCGUCGCGACGGCGGCCGUGCCGCCGGGGCCAUCGGAGACGUUCAAGAUCGUGCGCAGCUACCGUGACAAGAGCAGGGUCCGCAUCAGAGCGCCCAACGGAAAAUUCUUGCAGGCGAAGACGAUGGAUUCAGUGACUGCAGACCAUGACGAGAGCACAACCUGGGGCGACGAUGAUCCUUCAGUGUUUGUGAUGAACAAGGUGUAUGCACUACAAGGAGAGUAUCAGCUGUGCAACGGGUAUGGCAGGGAGAGGGCAACGGAGGUGCUCAGGGAACACUGGAGCACAUACAUAGUUGAGAGCGACUUCAAGUUUAUCUCAUCAAACGGGCUAAAUGCUGUUAGAAUCCCAGUUGGAUGGUGGAUCGCCAGUGACCCAAACCCCCCUGCACCUUUUGUGGGUGGAUCUCUAGAAGCAUUGGAUAGUGCAUUUAUAUGGGCAGAGAAGUACAAUUUAGGUGUCAUCGUGGAUUUGCAUGCUGCACCUGGAUCACAGAAUUCAGGGGAACACAGUGGUAGUAGAGAUGGUUCGCAAGCAUGGGGCACAACUGAUGAAAGCAUCACCCAAACCGUACAAGUGAUUGACUUCCUUGCAUCCAGAUACGCCAAUAGCCCAAGUCUGCUAGCUGUAGAACUACUAAACGAACCAUGGGGAACAAAAAUAUCGGCAAUAACACUAAAGAAAUACUACCAAGAUGGGUACAAUGCCGUGCGGAGGCAUACAUCAAAUGCAUAUGUGAUCAUGUGUAAUCCAUUGGCUGUAGACUUCUCAACUCAGUUUGAGAUUCUCCAGUUUGCCAGUGAGUUCUAUGGUGUUGUGUUUGACAUCCACUACUAUAACAUGUAUAGCAGCAUAUUUGAUGACAAAACAGCGGAAUGGAAUAUACAAUAUGUGACAAACGAUCGUUCCACUGAGCUCAGCACCUUCACAAAGAAGAAUGGACCUCUCACAUAUGUAGGGGAAUGGUCGGCUGAGUGGAAUGUGCUUGGUGCAUCCGAGGAAGAUUACAAGAGGUUUGCGCAGGCACAAUUGGAAGUGUACAGCCAAGCUACAUUUGGAUGGGCCUUUUGGAGCUUUAAGCAUGUCCAGAACCAUUGGAGCUUGGAGUGGAUGAUCAAGAAUGGUUACAUCUCACUAAAUCCACCUAAGUUGCCCAUCCGAGCAGUGAACCUUGGCGGCUGGCUCGUGACUGAGGGCUGGAUUCAACCGUCCCUCUUUGAUGGCAUUUCCAACAAAGAUCUCCUGGAUGGCACCCAGCUCCAAUUCAAAUCGGUCACCAACAAUAUGUACCUUGCCGCUGAGCAGGGCGGUGGCAGUGCAAUUGUUGCCAACCGGGACAAAGCGUUUGGGUGGGAGACCUUCAAACUGUGGAGGAUCAAUGAGACUAUAUUCAAUUUCAGGGUUUAUAACAACCUGUUUGUGAGCAUUGAUGGCAAUGGCACAGUGAUUGCAACAGCAACUGUGGCAGGGCCAAAUGAAACAUUUCAGAUCAUGCGCUCUGGAAGCGACACAAAUAGGGUGCGCAUAAGGGCAUCCAAUGGGAAAUUCUUGCAGGUGAAGGCCAUGGAUUCAGUGAUAGCAGACCAUGGUGAUAGCACAAAUUGGGGAAAUGAUGACCCAUCAGUCUUUCUUGUAAAUAAUAUUUAUGGCUUGCAAGGGGAAUAUCAGAUUUGCAAUGGCUAUGGUGCAGCCAAGGCCACACAGGUUCUCAGGGAGCACUGGAGCACAUUUAUUGUUGAGAAUGACUUCAGGUUCAUCUCAUCAAACGGGCUAAAUGCAGUGAGAAUCCCAGUUGGAUGGUGGAUUGCCAGCGACCCUGACCCACCUGCUCCUUUUGUUGGUGGAUCUCUUCAAGCCUUGGAUAAUGCAUUUAAAUGGGCAGAGAAGUACAACAUAGGUAUCAUUGUGGGCUUGCAUGCGGCACCAGGGUCUCAAAAUGGGUGGGAGCACGGUGCCACCAGGGAUGGCUCAUUGGAGUGGGGCACCACUGCUGCAAACAUAACCCAAACAGUGGAAGUCAUAGAUUUCCUUGCAUCCAGAUAUGCCAAGCGUGCCAGCCUUCUAGCUAUAGAAUUACUCAAUGAACCACUGGCCCCAAAAGUAUCCUUGGCUACAUUAACAAAAUACUAUCAAGAGGCCUACAAUGUUGUACGGAAAUACACUUUGCAAGCCUAUGUCAUCCUACAAAAUCGAGCGUAUGGGGAUUCAAUGGAGAUUCUCUCAUUCGCCAACAGUCUCUUUGGUGCGGUUAUUGACGUGCAUUACUACAACCUGUACGACAGCAUCUUUGACAACUUCACUGUGGAGCAGAACAUCAACUUUGUAAGGAAUAACCGUUCAUCAGAAUUGAGCACUGUAACAAAGCAGAAUGGCCCUCUUACAUUUGUCGGAGAAUGGGUGGCUGAGUGGUACGUGGAUAAUGCAUCUAAGGAAGACUACCAACGGUUUGCGCAAGUGCAGCUAGACCUGUAUGGGGGAGCUAGCUUUGGAUGGUCAUACUGGUCCUUCAAGCAUGUUGAGAACCACUGGAGCAUGGAGUGGAUGAUCAAGAAUGGAUUCAUCUCCCUCGAGAAGUUGCCUCCAUCGACACCACCCAUCCGGUCAGUGAACCUUGGUGGGUGGCUUGUCACGGAGGGCUGGAUGCUACCGUCGCUAUUUGACGGCAUACCCAACAAUGACCUCCUGGAUGGCACCGUUCUCCAUUUUAAGUCGGUGAUCCAGGACAAGUUCAUCGCAGCCGAAGAGGGUGGGGGCAGCACCAUUGUUGCCAACCGAGCAGUGGCCUCUGAUUGGGAGAGCUUCACACUGUGGAGGAUAAAUGAGACAACAUUCAAUCUAAGGGUGUUCAAAAAGUACUUUGUGGGCAUUAACAGCAACGGUAUAGUCAAGGCAAUGGCGACUGCACCAGGCCGAUCAGAGGCAUUCCACAUUGUGCGCAGUGACAUCGACAAGAAUAGGGUGCGCAUUAGGGCAUCAAAUGGGUGCUUCCUUCAGGCAAAGACAAUCGAUUCUGUUACAGCAGAUUACGGUGAAAGCACAAACUGGGGCAAUGAUGACCCCUCAGUGUUUAUCAUAGAUAACAUAAGUCGUCUACAAGGGGAGUACCAGAUUUGUAAUGGCUAUGGUGCAGAGAAGGCCUCACAGGUGCUUAGGGAACACUGGAGCACAUACAUAGUUGAGAGUGAUUUCAAAUUCAUCUCAUCAAGUGGGCUAAAUGCAGUGAGAAUCCCAGUUGGAUGGUGGAUCGCCAGUGACCCCAAUCCUCCUGCUCCAUUUGUUGGAGGUUCCCUCCAAGCCUUGGAUAACGCAUUCAAAUGGGCAGAGAAGUACAAUAUUGGUGUCAUUGUGGACUUGCAUGCUGCACCUGGGUCACAGAACUAUUGGGCACAUAGCGCCACAAGAGAUGGAUCAGUAGAAUGGGGCACCACUGAUGCAACCGUCACCCAAACUGUGAAAAUCAUUGAUUUCCUCACGUCCAGAUAUGCUAAUAGCCCGAGCUUGCUGGCAGUGGAGCUACUCAACGAGCCAUGGGGGCCAGAUAUACCCCUAAAAACGCUAAUGAAAUAUUAUGAGGAUGCGUACAACGCUGUUAGGAAGUACACUGCAAAGGCCUAUGUGAUCAUGUCAAAUCGGGCAGCAGGGGAGUCCACUGAGCUUCUUGAUUUCGCCAGCAGGUUGCCGGGUACGGUCAUCGAUGUGCACUACUACAACCUGUUCAAUGACACUUUCAGAACGUUUAAUGUAGAGCAAAACAUCGAGUUUGUGAAGAAGAACCUCAAGUCUGAGCUUAGUAGCAUCACGAGGAAAAAUAGCCCUCUCUCGUUUGUUGGGGAAUGGGCAGCAGUGUGGAAGGCACACAGUGCAUCCAAGGAGGACUAUCAAAGGUUUGUGCAAGCACAGCUUGAUGUAUAUGGAGGAGCCACCUUCGGAUGGGCUUACUGGACUAUGAGGGCCGUUCAGAACCAUUGGAGCAUGGAAUGGAUGAUAAAUAACAGAUAUAUCUCACUGAAAAAAUAGAAAUAAUGCCAUAUUUCUGUCCAGUGGGCUAUGCACACCUAAUGUAGAGGCAAGAAGUGUAAGAAUGCUUUUCUAAAAAUAAGUUUCCAUCUGGUUAACUUGAAUUAGAAUAAGUUCGUAGAUCUAUUUAAUGAUGGCAAGCAGACUUAGUUCUGUUGGCCUGGUCGAAGCAUGCAUCCAGAUGCAUGGUGGUAUUUUAAGAUGUACACAUCUGAACAUAAUGAUCCUCUCAUGUGAUUUACUCACUAUGAAAGUGCAUAUUUGAACACAAAAUGUUCAGUUUGUCCAUGAACUAUCCUACCUUUCGCUAAUCGUGGCAUCAAAUCUUAUAUACUCUACUAUGUGUAGUUGGUGCUAAUUCUCUCUUUUAUCAUAGAGGCAUAUCACCCUAAUUGUUUAUAGCUUUUGGAUCAUU